GCGCACUGAGCCCCAACCCGCCAUGUCCAGAAAGAAGACCCCCAGGAGCAAGGGGGCCGGCGCGCCCGGCGCCUCCGCGCUGCCCGCCGCCAACGGGGCCCGGCCGGCGCGCCCCGGGACUGCGCGCCCCGGCCCCGACCCGCCGCCCAACGGGCCCCUGCAGCCCAGCCGGCCCUCCCUUGGCGGCGGCGGCGACUUCUACGACGUCGCCUUCAAGGUCAUGCUGGUUGGGGACUCGGGCGUGGGGAAGACCUGCCUGCUCGUGCGCUUCAAGGAUGGCGCUUUCCUGGCGGGGACCUUCAUCUCCACUGUGGGCAUCGACUUCCGGAACAAAGUUCUGGACGUGGAUGGCGUGAAGGUGAAGUUGCAGAUCUGGGACACAGCUGGCCAGGAGCGGUUCCGCAGUGUCACACAUGCCUACUAUCGGGACGCUCAUGCACUGCUGCUGCUCUAUGAUGUCACCAGCAAGGCCUCCUUUGACAACGUCCAGGCCUGGCUGACCGAGAUCCAGGAGUAUGCCCAGCACAACGUGGUGCUCAUGCUGUUGGGGAACAAGGUGGACUCUGCCCACGAGCAUGUGGUGAAGAGGGAAGACGGAGAGAAGUUGGCCAAGGAGUACGGGCUGCCCUUCAUGGAGACCAGUGCCAAGACAGGCCUCAACGUGGACUUGGCCUUCACAGGCAUCGCAAGGGAGUUGAAGCAGCGCUCCAUGAAGGCUCCCGGCGAGCCCCGCUUCCGGCUGCACGACUACGUGAAGAGGGAGGGCCGAGGGGACUCCUGCUGCCGACCCUGAACCUGGCUGAACUCAAUCCCUGUCUCAGAAGGCUGGACAGGUCUACAGGCCCUUCUGACCUUGUCACCCAGUGGCCAACCCCAUGACAUCCAUUUCUAGGACCCCGGGCCAAACCUCACCGCUUCCUCCCCCCAGCAGCAGUCUGUCUUCCGGCUUCACAGGGGCAGCGCGUGCACAGCCUCCCUUCGCUGGCUGUGGCCUCAGUGCCUUGCCCUCGAGGCCGUCAGGUCAACAAGGUCCUCUGCAUGGGAGGGGGCGUGGCACCAAGUGCACACACCGAGCCACAGCACUCUGCUGCCCCCUCCUGGGCACACCCAGCUAUGAGGCUGGGCCACCGGCUGGCGCCACGAGUUCAAAGCCUAACCCCUUGGAAAAGCCAUGUCUUCACCCGCACUCAGCAGCUCAGGCAGAGAAAGGACUUUGGCCCAUGCCUGGGACAGAGGCCUUCACCACUAAUCACAUUGUGCAUUUGUGCGCCCGGGGAGCCACCCGCUCCCAGUCCACCCAGUAGGAGGCUCCGGUUCACCAAACAUCAACAGGGUCUUCUCGUGUGACCUUGGAGGACACGUGUAGCUUUGUGAUGCUGGGACUAGCAUGUGAGAAAUCACUGAAAUAGGAAACUAGGAUUGCCAGCCCAGCCUGCCUACCAAGCUUCCAACUCUGCAGGCCAGGGUAGCAGGUCCAGCCGGCCCACAGCUGAGGUCUGUGACCGCCAAGCACGCCCCACCUUGCACUACAGCUAUCAAGCUGGUCUUUUGAUUGCA
This is a messenger RNA of Propithecus coquereli (Coquerel's sifaka), 1557 nucleotides long. Its product is annotated as ras-related protein Rab-26. The record is from RefSeq and is a predicted model, not a curated record. Gene Ontology annotation, molecular function: GTPase activity; GTP binding. Gene Ontology annotation, cellular component: endosome; Golgi apparatus. The transcript is spliced from 9 exons. NCBI's taxonomy places the organism in Eukaryota, Metazoa, Chordata, Mammalia, Primates, Indriidae. The coding region runs from base 23 to 793 and encodes 256 amino acids.